Molecule: messenger RNA, 3388 nt
Organism: Eutrema salsugineum
Lineage: Eukaryota; Viridiplantae; Streptophyta; Magnoliopsida; Brassicales; Brassicaceae
Product: protein SUPPRESSOR OF npr1-1, CONSTITUTIVE 1
Exons: 5
Coding region: 145-1224 (359 amino acids)
Biological process (GO): defense response
Molecular function (GO): protein binding; ADP binding
Source: RefSeq, a predicted model, not a curated record
GAUUUUCAGAAUUUAUUUCUCACGCCUUAGCAUCUGCUCCGAGAUCCAGCUGGAGUCAAUGAUCUAUCCAUCUGAUACCGACCAAGUGUGUGCCGUUCUUUGGGAAUUCGUAUCAAUACGAGAACACACCGGGAUGAUUAUGGCAUGAAGUUGAGUUGGGAAGAACAGAUUUUAUCAGAAAUUCUAUGUCAAAAGGACAUAAAGAUAUCUCAUUUAGGUAUGGUGGAACAGAAGCUGAAGCACAAGAAAGUUCUUAUCAUCGUUGAUGAUGUGGUCGAUCUUGAAUUACUAAAGACCUUGGUGGGACAAACUAGAUGGUUUGGAUCUGGGAGCAGAAUUGUUGUGAUAACUCAAGACAGGAAACUUCUAAAGUCUCAUAAGAUUGACCUUAUUUACGAGGUGGAGUUCCCAUCGGAAGAUCUGGCUCUGCAGAUGUUCUGUCGAUCUGCUUUUGGGCAAAACCUUCCUCCUUAUGGUUACAGGGAACUCGAAGUUGAAGUUGCAAAGCUUUCGGGUAAUCUUCCUUUGGGUCUCAAUGUCUUUGGUUCUUCUUUGAGAGGGAUGGACAAGGAGGAGUGGGUGGAGAUGCUACCUAGGCUCCGAAAUAGUUUGGAUGGAAAAAUUGAGAAAACAUUUAGAGUCAGCUAUGAUGGGUUAGAUGGUGAAGAUCAAGAUUUAUUCCUUUCCAUUGCAUGCUUAUUCAGUGGUCGUAAAGUCAAUCACAUAGAAAACUUGCUCGGAGAUAGUGCUAAGAUUGGGCUUAGAAUGCUUGCUGAUAAGUCUCUCAUACGUAUAACACCAUCAGACGAGACUGUUUCUUUUCUAUCUAUGCAACCAGACAAGACUGUUCAAAUGCACAGUUUGUUAGAGAAGUUAGGAAAAGAAAUUGUUCGUUCAGAGUCCAUUAACAAUCCAGGAAAACGUCGGUUCUUGGUGGAUGCAGAGGAUAUUUGUGAUGUACUUACCGAUCAUACUGGCACAGAGAAUGUUCAUGGCAUAUAUUUUAACAUGUCAGAAAUCAACGAGCCGUUGUUUGUAGAUGAAAAUUCAUUCAAAGGAAUGCGUAAUCUCAAAUUUCUAAACUUUUACAAAAAGAGGUCAAGGGAGACUGGUGAAAACAGAUUGUAUUUACCUCGAGACCUUGUUCAUUUUCCUCGUAAAGUCAGAUUGCUACAUUGGGAUGAAUAUCCAUCCAAGAGUAUGCCUUGUAACUUCAGGGCGUAGAAUCUGGUCAAAAUCAAAAUGAUUGAUAGUAAGCUUGAGAAGCUGUGGGAAGGAACUCAGCUUCUUCGAAGUCUCAAGAAGAUGGAUAUGCGUUGGUCUGCAGAUUUGAAAGAGAUUCCAGAUCUUUCAAAAGCCAUAAAUCUCGAGAAAUUGAAUCUUCGGGGAUGCACAUCUUUGGUGACACUCCCUUCCUCAAUUCAAAAUCUGAAUAAACUGCGGGUAUUAUCAAUGAAGGGAUGCUCAAAGCUUAAGGUUCUGCCCGCUGAUGUCAACUUGAAAUCUCUUGAAAGCCUCGAUCUUAGAGGAUGCUCUAAGUUGAAAAAAUUUCCUCGGAUAUCAAGGAACAUUUCAGAGCUUUUUCUAAGUGAAAAUGCGAUAGAAGGAGAAGAAGAUUGUUUCUGGAUUGAGAAUCUCUCUCACCUUGUUGACCUCUACUGGUAUGGUGUUCCAAUGAGAUGUAUGCCUACCAACUUUCACCCUGAAUAUCUCACUGAACUUGAAAUGAGCUCUAGCAGGCUUGAAAAGUUAUGGGGAGGUGUUCAGUCGCUUGGAAGUCUCGCAGGGAUGGUUUUGUCAGGAUGUGAAAGCCUGAAAGAAAUUCCAGAUCUUUCAAAGGCCACCAACCUUAAAUUGAUGGAACUCGACAAUUGCAAAAGUUUGGUGAUGCUUCCUUCUUCAAUUAGGAAUCUCAAAAACUUGACGAUCUUGAGCAUGAAAGGAUGCAUAAUGCUCGAGGUGCUACCAACAGACGUCAACUUGGUAUCUCUUUGUGACCUCGAUCUCAGAGGAUGCUCAAAGUUGAGAAUUUUUCCUCAGAUUUCAACUAGAAUAGAAAAUCUCUAUCUAGACGACACUGCGAUUGAAGAAGUUUCUUCCUGGAUUGAGAAGAUGGGGCAUCUCGCUAAACUAACGAUGACUCGGUGCAAGAAGUUAAAAAAUGUCUCCCCAAAUAUUUUAAAGAAGAUACGUAUUAAUGCAGACUUUUCAGACUGUGGAGGAAUCACAACAAUGCAUGAUCAGUUACCAACGACUAUUACUUCUCAGAUUGUGGAGGAAGUUAUUCCAUAUCAUCUGAGUUCCGGCAUGCCGAAUUUCAAUAAUUGCUUCAAUUUGGAUAGAGAUGCACAGGAAUUCAUCCUACAAUCAGUCUUCUUAUGUGCUGUUUUACCAGGUGGAGAAGUGCCUACGUAUUUCACAUAUCGAGCUUGUGGAAGUUCCCUGACUAUCCCUUUAUCUGAGAGCUCUUUUUCUCUUAAAGCUUGCAUUGUGAUUGGACCUCCAACUCACCCCGAAGAUCGUCAUGCAGACAUCGGAGUUCGCUGGUUUUUUUCGAGGCAAAAAAGGCAUAAUUCCUUUUUGCAAUGAACUGGCCUCAUGUAAUAUGGAUCUUCUGGCUUCGUUCUUGUUUCAGCUCUCUGAACAAGAAUUCGUUGAAUCGCCAUCUGAACUGAACGACAACGGUGUACAACUUGAGUUUUACUACCACAGCUAUGCUUGUUCCUGCGACAACUUUGGCCCUGACCGCAACACAGAAGCUUGUUGCCUUUUACCUCAGAGGAUUAAAGGAUGCGGAGUACGACGGGUCGUGAAGUUCUCUUCCUUAAGGGAUGGGAUAUCAGAAAUAGAGGACAACCUAGAGUCCAGAGAGAGUGAUGAAGACUGUGAUAGAAGCAAGAAGCGGAUGCGGAUGACAGUUGCAACAUCUCAAGAACCUUCCAACUCUCUCUACGGCCAAACUGCAGUUAACUCGGAACUGAUGGCUCCGGAAUUGGAGCUUUCCUUAGGGCUGGUUGGAGUUUCUGCUCUGGUAUCUUCUAGAAGCAAGGUGCCCUCACGAUCAAGGAGCUUCCAUGAUGAUGAUGGAGUAUCACUGUCUCUUUCCCUUACUCCUUUUGAUCCCUGUCUCGAGAGAGAAUCUUCGUAUUUUGAUCCCAUGAUAAUCGAACUACAAGACACAGGAACACCCAUCGAGGAUCCUUCAUUGUCUCUGCAGACUGUAAACUUUUUAAGGUAAAUGAAACAUUUUACAACUCUGUUUUUUUAUCCUAUUUGAGGAUCAACUUGUGAUCAUCUCCCAUGACUAUUUAGAUAAUCACACAUUCACACUAUGUUCUUUUGGUUUUGUAUAGUCAGAUCAUAUUCCAGUUUAUUUCGGAUUAUUCAA